AUGGCGGACGUCCGGUCCAAGAACCUCUACGAGCUUCUUGGCAAUGACCCUGAAUUGGACCCCAACAGAGAGCCUGAGCCUCCCACGAGGGCUGUAGACAGACCCGCUCAGCGUGUUGGCAAGCGCGAUGCUCCCAAGGAGGCCCCCAGCAGCCAGCCCCGUGCCGAGAACAACGCUCGCCGUGGUAACCGUGCCACUGGCAACGAGGCCGCUUUCCGCGACCGCAACGCCGGCCGCAACAACAACCGCGAGAAGGCCGUUGAGGACCCCAAGGAGGGCCAACGGCACGGAUUCCGCGCUCGUGGUGAGCGUGGUGAGCGUGUCCGCCACGACCGCCAGUCCCGCACCGGCCAGACCGACACCCGCAAGCAGGUGAACCAGGGCUGGGGUAACCAGAGCGGCGACAAGACCUGGGACGAUGAGAAGGCCGGAGAGGACAUCGCCCACAAGGACGAGAACGAGCCCCAGACUCCCGCCGCCGAGGAGGAGCCCGCUGACAAGUCCAAGUCCUUCGCCGACUACCUGGCCGAGAAGGCUGCCCAGGAGGACCUGAGCGCCAAGCCCGUCCGUGCCGCCAACGAGGGCACCAAGCUCGACAAGAAGUGGGCCGCCGCUAAGGAGCUCAAGCCCCGCGAGGAGGAGGAGGCCUACAUCAAGGGCAAGGAGGACAAGUCCAAGCGCGAGAAGCAGCGCAAGGAGAAGAACUUCCUCGAGGUUGACAUGCGCUUCGUCGAGGCCCCCCGCGGUGGUGCCAACGGCCCCCGUGGCCGUGGUACUCGCGGUGGCCGCGGCGGCCGUGGUGGCCGUGGUGGUAACAACACCAACGCCCCCCGCCCCAGCGCUGCUGCUACCACCGGCGCUUCCGUCACCGUCGACGAGAAGAACUUCCCCAGCCUCGGUGGCAAAUAA
Molecule: messenger RNA, 909 nt
Organism: Aspergillus saccharolyticus JOP 1030-1
Lineage: Eukaryota; Fungi; Ascomycota; Eurotiomycetes; Eurotiales; Aspergillaceae
Gene: stm1
Product: putative telomere and ribosome associated protein Stm1
Exons: 5
Coding region: 1-909 (302 amino acids)
Cellular component (GO): cytoplasm; nucleus
Molecular function (GO): RNA binding
Source: RefSeq, a predicted model, not a curated record